This is a messenger RNA of Alnus glutinosa, 2494 nucleotides long. RefSeq names its product tyrosine-sulfated glycopeptide receptor 1-like. NCBI's taxonomy places the organism in Eukaryota, Viridiplantae, Streptophyta, Magnoliopsida, Fagales, Betulaceae. The transcript has a single exon. Bases 5 to 2176 code for a protein of 723 amino acids. Gene Ontology annotation, molecular function: protein binding. The record is from RefSeq and is a predicted model, not a curated record.
AACCAUGGCUGCAACCAAUUAUCAUCUCCUCUUGAUCACCUUGUUUCUCUUUGGUAUUUUCUCCAUGAAUCAUGCCUGCAACCAAAUAGACCGCAACUCUAUCUCGUCUUUAGCCUUCAACUCUACGUCUUCUCCUCCACUAAAUUGGUCUUCCAUUGAUUGUUGCCGGUGGGAAGGCAUUUCUUGUGAUCAUAAACACCAAGUCACCAGUAUUUGGUUACCUUCUAAAGGCCUCAGUGGUAGUAUAUCUCCCUCUCUUGGAAACCUCACACAGCUCUCACACCUCAAUCUCUCCAACAAUUCUCUUUCGGGUCCUCUCUUUCCUGGAUUGUUUUCGUCCUUGACUCAGCUCAAGGUCCUUGAUUUGAGCUACAACCAUCUAUUUGGAGAUAUAUCUGGCUGGCCUGCCUCCCUUCAAAUUGUUGACAUAUCUAGCAAUCACUUCAGCGAGACAAUCCAAUCUUCAUUCCUUCAAAGAGCAUGGAGGUUGACCCAACUCAAUGUUAGCAACAAUGGUUUCAUAGGCCCUAUUCCUUCCUUUCCUUGCAUCAAUUCUUCUUUGGUCAACCUCCUCGAUUUCUCCCAUAAUCAUCAUAGUGGCCAAAUUCCUAGUGGACUAGGGGCAUGUUCCCAACUAAAGGUGUUUCGGGCAGGUUUUAACUCUCUCUCAGGUUCCCUUCCUGAUGAUAUAUUCAAUGCAACAGUGGUAGAAGAAAUCUCCUUACCUUCCAAUCAUCUUUCUGGACCCAUCAGCAAUGAUAUCGUGUACCUUACAAAACUCACCAACCUCGAGUUAUAUGGAAAUGAAUUGAGCGGCAAGCUCCCUGUGAAUAUCGGAAAGCUCUCCAAAUUAAAGCAUCUACUCCUUGAUGAGAACUUCUUAACAGGUUCUUUGCCCCAAUCUCUGGUGAAUUGCACAAAUCUCACAAAAUUGACAUUACGACACAAUUUCCUUCAAGGAGACAUCUCUACCUUUAACUUCUCCAGUUUUCAUCAACUUACCAUAAUUGACCUAGCCUUUAAUAACUUGUCUGGUAACUUGCCUGUAAGCCUUUACUCAUGUAAAUCCUUGAUAGCAAUUCGACUAGCCCGAAACCGAUUAGAGGGACAAAUCCAACAUGAGGUGCUUCAAUUAAAAUUCUUAUCUUUCCUUUCGCUUGGUCAAAAUAGGCUAACCAAUAUCACAAACGCAAUCAAGAUUCUGAUGCGUUGCAAGACACUUAGCGUAGUCUUACUUGUAGGGUCUUUUCUACACGAGGCAAUGCCAAGUGAUGAAAAUACAAUUGGUUAUGAUGGAUUUGAAAAUCUCCGAGUCUUGAGUCUUGAGGAGUGCCAACUGACAGGUCAGUUUCCUGUAUGGAUAUCUAAGCUUAAGAAGUUAGAAUAUCUGAAUCUCAGGGCCAAUCGUAUAACGGGUUCAAUUCCUAUUUCGUUGUCGACUCUUCCAAGCCUCAUCCGCAUAGAGGUACCUGAUAACCUCAUUUCAGGUGAAUUCCCAAAGGAACUUUGUGAUUUGCCAGCAUUAGUGUCACCAAGGGCUCUAGUAGACAAGAGUCAUUUCGAUUUACCAAUAUUUUCUGGUACAAAUAUGCAAAUCAAUCUCCUCUCAAACAUUGAACCGGGAAUUUUUGUUGCAAACAACAAUCUUAGUGGUAACAUCCCAAUUGAGAUUGGUCGUUUGAAGAUGCUUCAUAGUCUGAAUCUUAGUCAUAACAAAUUCUCAGGAAACAUUCCAGCCCAACUAUCUGAGCUCACAAACUUGGAAGAAUUAGACCUCUCUGCAAAUCGGUUGUCCGGCGAAAUACCAGCAUCACUAAGUAGUCUACAUUUCUUGUCUCGAUUUAGUGUUGCAAACAACAAUCUCCAUGGAGAAAUACCAUCGGGAACUCAACUUCAGACCUUUAAUGCCUCUGCAUAUGAGGGAAACCUUGGACUUUGUGGCCCCCCACUUCCACAUGGGUGUGCCCAUAUUGUUAGCAACAAUCAGGACAGCGAUAGGCCUAGAAUCCCAUGGUUUCCACUCACUGUAGUUUUUGGUUUUAUUACAGGUUUUUGGGGAGUUUGUGGUCCAUUAAUUUUUAGCUCUAAGUGGAGGGUUGCAUAUUUCCAAUUCAUGGACCACCUAAAAAAUAGGUGCAUAAUCUUUUUCUUGAAAAUUGCUUAUUGGUCGCAUUAGAGUAUGUUAUCAAUUGGCCGUUAUAGAGCCUAUCAUCAAUUUGGUUUAUCAAGUUUUUAUUUGAAUAAUUUAAGGUUUUGUUAGUUUUCAUAUUUUCAAUUUCUGUUCAGUGUGAUUAGUGUUGUGGAGAAAAUUAAUUAAUCAUGGUUACUUUGUUUGUCAUGCCAUUUACAGUUGGCCCACGGUGACAAGUAGGAGCAGAACUGUGUGUUGCUUUGAAAGGCUAAUGUACGUCGUUUCAAAAUUUUAAAAUUGCCAAUAAAAUUUAUGGUUUUUUUAAUGAAAUGUACCCACAAAACUAAAUUUUUACCUCCCAAA